UUUUAAUGGCGACCGGACCGACUUGCUGCCUACUACGUGUUUGACAUAGAAGACACUUUUGUAGCCGAUUCUAGAGCGUUCCCAAAGCCACUCGAACUGCGCAGAGAGUGGAUAUUGUUGUCAAAACACUAUUUGUGAAUACGCACGCUGCUGCCAUACGCCAGUCGAUUCUGAUCUCCAUUUCCCACACCCGGACCUCUAGAGAAAAGUGUGUGUCUGUGUCGCAAAGUGCCUGAAUUUUCGUUUUGCCCGUCGUUGGCUCGCGAAGUCAAAUUACCCAUAAUGGCCAGACUCACAAAGGUCUACAACACGGACGACGACGACUCCGGUUACGUUGGUCGCAGAAAUUUGCCCCUGGUGGCUGGCGAUAAAUUAAUGAUGCUCAUGGACCUGAACAGCAAAGGUCUAGUGAUCGACAGUCCGCUGAUCCGCGGACGUGAACUGGAGGAGUUUUCACGGAAAUUCAAACUGCUCACAGAGGCCGAGCGCCGGCAAUCGCUGGAGAUCGACAGUGCCAGUUUUAUGGAAGUCCUCAAUCAAUGUGUCCAGUGCGUUGGCUGCCGCAGACGCGUAGAGCGGUUGUUUCACCAACUAACCGAGACGGGGCACCGAACACUUGAUCCGCUGGAACUGCGACCCACUGCCACCCUGGGCAUUGUGGAGGAGAAGCUUAAGACUCCGCAGGCACUGGGAACGCUGCUCUACCGGCACCAUGAGGUUCUCAACAACCUGCUGGACAACAAACUGCGAAACAAGACGCGCUGCGUUCUUCAUUCGCUGGACGCCUUUCGUGCCAAACCCUUUUCGGAGACAUGGCGAGAGGUGUGGUCCGCCAUGAAGAGUAACUGCCGCAACGAGUUAACCAUCAUCGAGACAAAGGAAUUGCACGACGUACUGGAGAACUACCUGAAGAAGCACAAGUUUUGCUCUGGCUGCCGUACAAAGAUUGAGCGCGCCUACAAAAUACUCAUUGGUGAAAUAUCGUCCAAGGAGAAGGGCUAUGCGGCCCAGUUGUACGCUCAUAUUCGGAAGUGCGUGCCCGACCAGCACAUCCACGUGACCACAAACAAGAUAGAGUUCCUGGACGCGCUGAUCAAGCGGGCCGAGCCCGAGGUGAACGGUAGCUACUCUAAACUGCGCGAGCGCCACGCUAAGACGCUGGAGAUUGCCCAGGAAGAGGUGCUGACCUGCGUGGGCAUGAUUAUGUACGAACGGCUGCGUCGCAUCUACGUCAGUCUGCGGGAGGAGGAGCGCGCAUGCCAGGUGCUGGCCGCUGUGGGUGUCCACGCCCUUUGCCGCAGCUUUGACACGUUCGUGGAGCAGAAGCAGGGAAUCAGCAAUCUGGAGCUACUCUACCAAGAGAUCAGCCGUGCUGAGAGGGCCAAGCAGAUCAAGCGCGAGCAGAAGAAGCUCAAGAAGAAGAAGAAGAAGGACGAGAAAAAGAACUUGCUGCACCGGCAAUGCGACGAUACCGAGGCCAACGAGUCUGACGAGGAGGAGGAAGAGUUGCGGAAUGAGGAACUAGACCUGGAGGAGGAGAGUCAGAUGCAGCAUGAGGAGCUAAGCGAUCCAGGUGCGGACGAUGGCAUUGUUAUAGAGGCAGCCCGGAGCCCGGAGCCCGAACCCGAGCUAACGUCCAAGCCAACGAAAUCGAAACCGAAGAAGCAAUCGAAGAAAAAGAAGCAGAAGAAAGCGGCCUUCACAAAGAUGGGCAACCAAAAGCAGAUGCAAGCCACGGCUAGGGUCCAGCCGCUGGAUGCUGAUCACGAUCAACUUGACGUGGCCAGUUGCAUUUCGUCAAGCAUCGCCAAAACGGUUGGCGAUAAGUGCGAGGAGUGCCUGGCGUCCAUGCCUAACUGCCCGUGCGAGCAGGAUGUGCGCGAUUCUGGAUACGGCAGCGAUCCACCUUCGCAUGCCGGCUCUCGGACAUCUAGCGCGAUUUCGUCACCAGAAGGCUCGGAAGUGUCUUGCUCGGAUGGACUGUGUAAUCACGACGUCCACGAUGAGGACUCAGACGACUUGCUCUUCUACAGUCACCAGUCGCAGUUGGAUCACAAGUUUUCAUUGUUGCAGAUGUGGGACGACUUCGACGAAUACGACGACAAAGACGAGGAGACAUAUUACAUUCCCCAGGAGGUGGUUAUGGCCUUCAAGUGCCACCGGGAGCAAGUGCAGCGAAAGCGAGAGGAGCUCCGCGCAAAACUGCGCGCCAACUUCGAGCGACUGUGCGUGCAGCACGGCGUUCAGACGCAGGUGCAGAAAUCGAAGCGGACGACUUCUGCACUGGUUGGCCAAUGAAACGCAUUAAACCGUUGUAGUUAUUCAGUCGGGCGCAGCGAUUUUAAAAAAUCCGCCCGCAUGCAUUCAAAGUACAUAUAAUUUUUGUUUUUGAAAUAAAUGAAGUAUACAAGUUAC
Messenger RNA from Drosophila melanogaster (fruit fly), 2415 nucleotides. RefSeq lists its product as uncharacterized. The coding region runs from base 283 to 2298 and encodes 671 amino acids. NCBI's taxonomy places the organism in Eukaryota, Metazoa, Arthropoda, Insecta, Diptera, Drosophilidae. The transcript is spliced from 4 exons. The record is from RefSeq and is marked reviewed.